Messenger RNA from Apodemus sylvaticus (European woodmouse), 984 nucleotides. It is a transcript of the gene Vgll2, whose product is annotated as vestigial like family member 2. Bases 1 to 984 code for a protein of 327 amino acids. NCBI's taxonomy places the organism in Eukaryota, Metazoa, Chordata, Mammalia, Rodentia, Muridae. The record is from RefSeq and is a predicted model, not a curated record. Gene Ontology annotation, cellular component: nucleus. The transcript has 3 exons. Gene Ontology annotation, biological process: regulation of transcription by RNA polymerase II.
AUGAGCUGUCUGGAUGUUAUGUACCAGGUCUACGGUCCCCCACAGUCUUAUUUCGCAGCCGCCUACACUCCCUACCACCAGAAACUAGCCUACUACUCAAAAAUGCAGGAAGCCCAAGAGUGCAGCGCCAGCCCCAGCAGCACUGCCAGCGGGAGCUCCUCGUUUUCCAACCAAAACCCAGCCAGUGUCAAAGAAGAGGAGAGCAGCCCAGAGAAAGAGCGGGCACCCGAAGCUGAAUACAUCAACUCCAGAUGUGUCCUCUUCACCUACUUCCAGGGGGACAUCAGCUCCGUGGUGGACGAACAUUUCAGUAGGGCCCUUAGCCAACCUAGCAGCUACACCCCAAGCUGCACCAGCAGCAAAGCACACAGAAGCUCUGGACCCUGGAGAGCAGAAGGCACCUUCCCGAUGAGCCAACGCAGCUUCCCCGCCUCUUUCUGGAACAGCGCGUACCAGGCGCCGGUGCCCGCGCCCCUGGGCAGCCCUCUGGCCGCCGCACACUCGGAGCUGCCCUUUGCCACCGACCCCUACUCUCCCGCCGCGCUGCACGGCCACCUGCACCAGGGCGCGGCCGACUGGCACCACGCGCACCCGCACCACGCGCACCCGCACCCGCACCCGCACCAUCCCUACGCGCUGGGCGGCGCCCUGGGAGCACAAGCCUCUGCCUACCCGCGGCCAGCAGUGCACGAGGUUUACGCGCCCCACUUUGACCCGCGCUAUGGGCCUCUGCUCAUGCCCGCAGCCUCUGGCCGUCCCGGCCGCCUGGCCCCUGCCUCGGCGCCCGCUCCCGGCAGCCCUCCUUGCGAGCUCUCCGCCAAGGGCGAGCCGGGGGGCGGCGCGUGGGCUGCGCCGGGGGGACCCUUCGUGAGCCCCGCGGGGGACGUGGCCCAGAGCCUGGGUCUCAGCGUGGACUCAGGUAAGCGGAGGAGGGAGUGCAGUCUCCCCGCUGCCCCUCCCGCACUGUACCCGACUCUGGGCUAA